UCCAGGAAAGUGUACCCAGCGACGGUAGAACUGUUAGGAGACCUCUUCGACAUGAAUACAGAUAGCGGAGGACGCACUCGCAAAAGCGCCGCCUUGCUAGUCACCCGCUCCCACAUGAAGCGGGUCCAGAGUGUCCCGAAUCUGGCUACAGGGAGUGAGUCUCACUCGUCAGAUUCAGAUGCUUGGAGGUCACGCAGCACCGAUGGCCUAAGGAACGGCGACGACAUCACUUCCUCCUUGGCCGCCAAGGGCUUCCGCAGCGUCAGGCCCAACCUGCAAGACAAGAGGUCCCCCACACAGGGCUCGCCUCCUCACCCCUGCUCCCCCGACCACAGCGCCCGCCGCUCCCCUUACAACCGCCACAGCGCCGACUCACUGGACUACCUGGCGAGCCUCAAAGCCCUGUCGCCCACCCCGUACGCCCCGUCCCCAUACGCCACCUUGGAGCGCGGCGGGCGGGACCGAAUGGACAAAAUUGCCGUAGUCGGCGGGGUUAGCAUUAGCAUGGUUGGUGCUGGUGGAGGUAUGGGGGGCAUGUCACCCUCGCUCUCCCCCGUGACAGUGUCAGCGCUCAGCCAGUACUCGUCCUCCACGGCGGGCCUCCUGGAGGAGCUCCAGAUCUGCAGCCUGGACUCUCCCGGCAUGUCUCCCACACCCUCGCCCACCCUCAGCCACACGUCGACCUYCGCGUCGACCUCCGCGUCCACCACGGGCACCGACGAGGCGCCGCCGCUAACCUCCGCCGCUGCUGCCACUAACGGCCAAGCUAUUCAAGUGGCAAUGAAUGGAGGUGCGCCCCACCCCCAGAGACCGUCCUCACCCCCGGCCUACCCCCCUCUCCCCGCCUCGUUCAGCCCAGGGGGGGUUCGCGUGCGGAGUCGGAACGCAGAAGGUUCAGAGUCGGUGAUGUCGGGCCACACCAGCAUGAGCAGCACGGUGCCCAUCGCCCGCUUUUCAGAGGAGGAGAAGAGGGUGUCGGUCAUCAAGGCUCCCCACUACGAGGGCAUCGGUCCCGUGGAUGACACGGGCAUCCCCAUCGCCAUUCGCACGACGGUGGAUAGGCCGAAGGACUGGUACAAGACCAUGUUCAAGCAGAUCCACAUGGUUCACAAAGCAGAUGACGACUAUGCCGACACGCGCAACGCCACAUACACUGUCAUCGGUGACAGCGACACAUAUGGUCAGUCCUCCAACCCCACCAUGGCGUACCCUCCCCCCAGGACACAAACGUACCGGCCCCUGGCCAAGAGCCCGUCGGACAACGGAGGCCCCGGGACCUUCAGGGAGCCCUCCCCCGUGCCACCGCCACCCCCGCCCAAGCCCUCCCUCCUACAGCUGAGGUCCAGAGACAGCGACCGGGAGCGAGACUCGCCCGACACCAUGAAUCAGUGGGGUCCUCCCGAUAGGAAAGUGGACACUAGAAAGUACCGCGCUGAACCCCGGAGUAUCUUUGAGUACGAGCCCGGGAAAUCAUCCGUUCUGGAGCAGGAGAGGCCGACCUAUAAGCUAAACCCAGAUGACAUAGAUUUAGAGAACGAGCCUUGGUAUAAGUUCUUUUCCGAGCUGGAGUUCGGCCGUCCGCCUCCUAAAAAACGUCUGGAUUAUAAUCCAGACAUCUGCCCUGGCCGACUCACCGAGACGGCGCUGUACUUCACUCCGACUGCUGACCGGGUUCCAGAGAGGCCGGCGAGUGCUGCCAGUGACUACAGGAAGAGGAGGAAGUCGGAGCCGUCGGGUGACCAGGGCAAGAACCAGGUCUCCCCAAAACAACUGGACCCUUACAGAGGCAGCAGCACACUGAGGAAACCAGCCACACGCUCCUCCCCCUCCUCCCCCUCCAGAGCCAAAGGUGGGGACGCGUGCGACAUGACCUGCUCCCCCCGUUUGAGCUCUUCCCCGGGCCCGUACCUCCGCUCCCCUCUCUCCCCCGUGCCCUCCAACCUCGCCCACCGUCGCCACGGCGACGAUGCAAACCCGGGGGCCGCCUCCGCGCCCCUCAAGCGCAUCGCCUGCUUCAAGAAUGGCUGGCAGACGCGGCGGCAGGACUCCGAGACAUGGAGCAGCGCCGAAGACGCGCCGCCCUCGCCCGCAAAGCUGAGGUCGCGUAGCUGUGACAACCUGCUCAACGACGGGCACCCGGGCGGGCACAAGGCUACCCGUUCGGAGAGCGCCGGGUCACUGGUAUUCGACAACCCAUUGGGGCAAACCGCAUCGUCCUCUACCCGCUCCUUGCCUCGCCCGCACCGGCGACGUGCCCACGACGCGCCAGGCUUCCUGAAGCUCUACCGCAAGAUGCACCACAUCGACCGCGCCCAGCUGCUGCCCUCUGACGUCAUCCGCUCGGUCCGUGCCCGCAUCCUGGAGCUGGAGCGCCAGCCGCACCUCUUCCCCCGAAAACUCUCCCCCUGGGGGCCGUCGUGGGGCCUGGAGGUCCCUCGCGAUACGGUGCCAACGCGCAUCUCCACAUACGAGCAACUCAUCCAGAAGUCCAAGUCCAUGCCCGACUUGGGAGAUAGCGAGGUCCCGUCUGGCACAACCACGCCCGGCGGGUCAUCGUCCCGCGCCAGUAGUAGUGGGGGAGGAGGCGGCGGGGGCAGGGAGACACCCGGGUACCCCAAACGCCGUUUCUCCAUUGAGUCUCUGCUAGAAGAGGACAUUAACAACGGGAAUGGGAACGGGACGUCCCAUCACGCUCACCAGGGGGCGAGGAGCCCGCCCGAGGGUCAGCCCCGCCUCGCCCUGGACUCCCACGAUUUCCCCGACCCCCUCGUUUAUCGACGGGCCGCUGUCCCGGGGGCCGAGUACUCUGAGUCUGAGCAGGAUGCAGCCGCCUCGGACCUCAGUGACUUUGUCCAAGUCGAAGGAUCCUCCUUCUGCAGCGAGAGUGACUUCGACCACUGCUCGCUCACCUCGUCAGUCGAGAGCUUCUACGGUCCCUCCUCCCACCACCACCUUCGCCACCACCACAGCCACCACAACCCCAGUCAUCAGUCUCUCGGUCAGGGUCAGGGCUACCAGCACCGUCACCUCAUCAGUUCGUGUAAAGGACGCUGCCCGGCCUCCAACACCCGCUUCACCACCAUGCUGCGCCACGAGCGGGAGCGGGCCCGUCAGGAUCUCCGGCAGAAACCCCCCCAGACACAGCAAACCAGACACGGGGGAAGGGGAGGGAACGGAGGGGACCACCAUGCUCUACCCCCCUCGUCCCAAGCAGCCCAAACCCAGCAGGGGAUGUCCAAGCUGGCCUUCCUCGUCAGUCCCGUGCCUUUCCGGAGGAAAAAGGGUGAUUCUCCACCCACUUCGAGAAGAAGUAGUGGAGGUCGAAGUACCAGGCCCAAGUCUAAAGAAGCCGUCUAUGAAGCUUUGGAUGCGGCCUUGAGGGAUAUCUACGAACACAUCCAAGCGGAGCGAGGCCGGAGCGGCGCUAGGCUACCAGACGAUGGCAUCCUUCGGAGGCUACUGGCUGAGAUCCUCCCGGAUGUGCCCGAGAGGAGCUCCUCGUUACGGGGGCAGAGGGGGAGCCGCAAGGGGGGUCCCUCGAACGCCUCGUACCCCGACGGGAGUCCAAACGUGUACGGCUUGUCGCCGCGGCUACAGUCGCCGCUAAGUGCCUGUUACAGUCGUCAUACCGACGCCUCCAAUAAUGACAACUAUGGAGAGGAGCCAGGCAACGGCAAUGCAGAGCAGGAUGCCUCCAGGGGGUACAACACAACCACCAGCGACGGGGGAGGGGGGCAGACCAGACGAGCCACCCCGGACAGAGAGAAACAGCCUGCCAGAGCUAUAUAUGACUUUAAGGCACAGACUGCUAAAGAGCUGACGUUCAAGAAGGGCGACGCGGUSAACAUCAUCAGACAGAUCGACAGCAACUGGUACGAGGGAGAGCACCGCGGACGACUGGGCAUCUUCCCCAUCUCCUACAUAGAGAAGAUGGCGUUGCCAGAGAAGCAGCAGCCGAUUAGGCCUCCUCCACCAGCACACGUCAGAGAGAUCGGGGAGGGGGUGGCCCGGUACAACUUCAACGCUGACACUAACGUGGAGCUGUCCCUCCGCAAGGGUGAGCGGGUAGUCUUGCUGAGACAGGUGGACCAGAACUGGUACGAGGGGAAGAUCCCAGACACCACCAAGCAGGGCAUYUUCCCCGUGGCCUACAUAGACAUCGUCAAACGCUCGCCAUCCAAGAGCCCCGCCCCCUCCCACCACCCAGACCCACAYGGCUACCCCAGCAACAGGACACAGGGCUCCAYGCCCGCCAAGGUAGGGACAGAAGAAGAAGAAACCCAGCGUCUGCAGGCCGUCACCGGCGAUUGGCUUGCCCUCGGCCCCCCCUCCUCCAAUAGCCCCGUACCACCUACGCCGUACCCCAUCCCCCCGAGCCGCCUCCCUUUCCUGGAAGCUCAAGAACGGAGGGCCAGCCCUCCCGCGCCGCCAAAACGAGGGCUCACCCCUCCGCCCCGAAACGCAUCGAGUCGUCUCGCUGCCUCCAUCCCGGCUGUCAAGCAGUGGCUGUUUGACUUAGACUCCCCCCCCUCAGCCCCUCCUUUCUCUCCGCCCCCUCCUCCUGACUCCUCCUCUCCCUCCGCCUCCCCCGUGCCCGACACCUUCCUGGGAUACCUCGAAGAGAGGGGCCUGAGAGACAGUGAAGAGAACGAACCACUGUCCCUAGCAGGCAGAGGGGGGUUCUUCUGCGCUGAACCCGAGCCGGCGGACACGCACGCAGAUUUGUUGCCAUGGUACAGGUCAAGUGCUCAGCCAGUAUCCCUAGAACUAGAAACAGAACCCCCGUCUCUUCAGGAGCAAGUGGAAGAUCCCUAUGAUCAGUUGUUGUCUAUGAUCCUGGAUCAGCCCAUGUGUGACGAAGACGGRGGGGAGGUUCUCAGGCCGGCCGUGRAACCCCCGCACGUGGCACUGACCAACGAAUCACAGAGCAGCGUUAGGCUCGAGACGGAGUUUCAUAGGCCCGUGACUACACAGCCCAUGUCCAUCACGCAGGACAGCCAAUCAAAAAGGCAGCUGUCUGUCUUGUUGUUGUUGUUGUUGUCGCAUUUCUGGUUCUUUCAGCCUCCUUUUAAGCACGACCUCCUCGCGGUCGACGGUAAACCCCCCCGUAGCCCCGUCGCGACCCGAAGGUCCUGUCUGUCGCCUGUUAGAGGUCGAAGGAGGUUUGUGCAGGAUUCGCUCCAUGGUGGAGGAGACCUGUUCCAGGCCCUGUACAACUAUCUGCCCCGUAACGAGGACGAGCUGGAGCUGAAGGAGGGGGACGUCGUGGACGUCAUGGAGAAGUGCGACGACGGCUGGUUUGUCGGGACUUCCCGACGGAGCAAGCAGUUUGGAACCUUUCCAGGAAACUACGUCAAGAAACUAUAAUGAAGAAUCCGAUCCACCCCCACACCCUCCUUACUUGGACCCUUCCAUCUCUAGCACAACCCAUAUUGGACACAACCAMACCGGAGUAAAGUUGCUCCCAGACACUGAUUUGGGUCAGUUUUGCACUUUCCCCACCAAUGGUUAAGGUUAAGAUUUGGGGGAGGUGGAGCUGACCCUAGGAUGACCCCACUAYGUCGGGUCAUCCAAGAAGCCUUGCCCAAGCAUGUGUGACAAUGUCACAACAAAUAUUUUGUUUUAGCUCUAACUAGCCAACUCUAAAGGAGACUAUUCCACUAAUUAAACAAUUAUUUUAUAAAUGAUCGAGAAGCGGUAGAAGGGAUCCAUACUUUUGAAUUCCUGUCACCUCAGAUACUGAAGGAAUGGUAGCCAARCAAGAUGGCCACCUUUAAGUGUUGACAUCUGCUCUUAUUUGAUUUAUUAGAUAUAUUUUAACCCAUUGAUAAGUUGAUUGUGUAACAUUCAGAAAGGUCAAAUAUGGUAAAGAUAAGAGUUAAAGAUGCCAAGUAAACUGCCACUCAGGAUUGCCUUGACGUCAUCAUGUCAGCCAUCUUGGUUUUGGACAUGUUUUUUUCCCCCUUUUUCCUCAGUGUUAAAUCAAUACAGAGACCCCCCCCCCCCCUUAAGUGUAUUAUCUGUAAUAGGGGGGCAGGUUGGUAUUUUCAGAGCAGUAUAUUGUCAUAGGACAUUGCAACACAUUUCAAUGUUUAAUCCUUUGGCAAAUGCUCUUAUCCACAGCAACUUUCAAUAAGCAACAUGAAACAACCACAGCGUUAUUAGUAAAAAAUCUUCUUCAUAAAUGUUAUACACCAACACAGGAACACUCACCUAUUUCCCCCAGUGAAAAUGAUGACGCUGUCUAAUGCACGAUGCCCAAAGUGUUGCUGGGUACCACGGGAUAGGGUAAGAAAUGUUUGGAGGCAAAUGCAUUGAUAUUGAAAGCGUAUAAAUAUAUUUGCAGAGCCUUCUAUUUGCACCGGAAGGCUCUGGAUAUCUGCCCUCUAUGGGCCUACAGUCAAUUCCAGUUUCUCAUUAUAGUGUUUGCGAACUCCUAUACGAGUUAUUUCAAAUGUGGAAGUGGAAAUAUUUAAUUUUUAGCCCUUCUGUUUGAACAAUUACAGUACAUUUUGUACUUUAGAUGGGAAAUAAUAUUUAUAGAUUUGGGAUUUUAUUGAUCGGUGGACUUGGCGUUUUAUCCUUUUUCUCACUUGAAAUGUAUGAGUACGCUACGGAUUUUACAAGUGAGAGCUACAUUGGAUUGUCGAUAGGGCUUUAGGAGUUUGAUACCGUUGGAAAAACAUAUGCAAGAGCAACCCGUUUUCCCACUUUUCUUGUAUGUAAAGAUAUUUAUAAUGGGAAAAGUAUUGAAUAUUGAGAGGACGUCAUUUAGAUGUCUCCGUCCAUAAAUAUAACUCUGGAUAGAGCAACAUAAGUUUCUCAGCUUACUUUGUGUUCUUUCUUCUAGUGGAAGUGGCCUAAGGUAAAGUGUGCUUUUGGCUAAUUUCAACCACAGCAAAUCCCCUUAGYCUAAAUUUGUUCCCAGUCAAGUCUGACAUUUACUUUUGUCAAUAUACAACAAACCUUCAGGUGUCGACAAUAACACAACCCUCCUUUUUGAAAUGGUGUUAUUUUAUUCUAUGACGAGGUUUUCUUUUUAAGAUCGCUGUUGAAUACUGUAUUAGGAAUUACAUAGCUAAUGUUGUCGCCACAUUCAUUGCCUUUGUCCAAAUGGGAUGUUUUACUAUACUCUAAUAUAAUCAGAUAAGCGGCGUAAUUUGAAUUAUACAGUUAUCUUCCUGGAGUAGUUUUUUUCUCUAGAUAAUUCUGACGGUGACCUUUUUACUGUCCGGAAUGAAUGAAACGAUUAGUGUCAAUGCAAUAGCUUGUAACAAUGUAUUUGAAUAACAUUUGUUAGGCAUACUUUUUGUGUUAAAUGAAUGUGAUUUUAAGAAUUUAUUUUGCCUUUUUUUUCGUGUGUAAUUGAGUAUCUAUUCACAUAGGAAGGACACUGACCGCAGAACAAUUGUUUAAGCACCUUAAUAUGUAAUUACUUUAUUUUUGGUUUCUGUCUUUGGUUGGUUUUGUUGUCGUUUAUUUUUCUCACCAUCCCCUUUUCAUUCACACUUCCCUGGGUCGUGUUCAUUAGGGACCAAACAGAAGAAAACUGACUACCUGGACAUGUCCGAUAAGAAAUGCAAAUGUUYGUGUUCWGUUGCAAACGUUUCCCGUUGCUAUCMCUAAUGAACACGACCCUGGCAUGUGAGAGCACUGCGUGUCUGUUGGUGCUGUUUUUUGUACGUCUUUUGUAUGGAGCUGUAAAUCGAUGACAUGAUCCACUGCUUUAUAAACUCUUAUUUUCUCACCCACCAUCCGUUUGGGUUGCCUUUUCUCUUCUCACUUUUUCACACCACCUUUUCCUACAUCCACCUCAAUCGCCCCAAACAGCCAUACAGUAUGCAAAAAAAAAACUGAAAGAAAACAUUUAUAGUGUGUUACACUACUUUAAGGUGCUCUUUAUGAAGGGUACCUUGUCGUGUUACCAGGGAUACCCGCUCUGGAGAACAAAAUGGAGUAUAAGGGAAUGUACGUUACCCAUAAUUGAUUAAGGAUAGAAUGUAAUGUUUUAAAUAUUUCUAGUCUGCCUUUGCUACCACUUUCGGGGACUUUAAAGGUUUUGGACUGAAGACGUGGACUUUUGGAGGAUCCCCGUCUCACAUUGGAGUUGUUUAUAUUGAAUCAGAAAUGGGGGGCUACAAGUGCAGAAUCUUAGCUUUGUCCAAAUGUGAACUCAAGUGGAUGACAUUGCAAUGACAUUCUUAUUACAAGUCUUUCUACAAGUCUUUCUUCUUUCAUUUACGAUUUCUUUCGUACUAUAUUCCUAAUAAAUUCUGCCUGAUACUUUC
This is a messenger RNA of Salvelinus sp. IW2-2015, 8288 nucleotides long. The record is from RefSeq and is a predicted model, not a curated record. Lineage: Eukaryota; Metazoa; Chordata; Actinopteri; Salmoniformes; Salmonidae.